This is a messenger RNA of Sorex araneus (European shrew), 1705 nucleotides long. RefSeq names its product popeye domain containing 2 (gene POPDC2). The coding region runs from base 384 to 1514 and encodes 376 amino acids. The record is from RefSeq and is a predicted model, not a curated record. Lineage: Eukaryota; Metazoa; Chordata; Mammalia; Eulipotyphla; Soricidae. Gene Ontology annotation, molecular function: cAMP binding. Gene Ontology annotation, cellular component: sarcolemma. The transcript has 4 exons.
UUAGCCCUCACGGCGCAAGUUUUCCGGUCUGUCUGCUUAGUUUCUCUUUGGGAUCCUGUGAGGUUUUCUGCCAAGACCCAACUUUGAGAACUGUCAGAAGAAACUUAGAGCCACGGAGCGCUCUGCUUGGAGCGCCAGGGCUCUGCUAAGGGGAGUGGGGGUGAAAAUCGCUUGGUUCUCCGUGCCGUGGGCCAUGCUCUGCUGUUCAGUCUCAUCGCUCCCGGGAGCUUUCCUCCUAGGAAAGGCAGAGCUGCAGGUGAGAAGCCGGAGGUGAGGAGCACAUCUGGGAGAGUAGGUUACUCCAUUUGCCGAACUUCCUGUGCGAGAGCAGUAUGAGGACCUGACAAGGCUCGGAGACACCCCUCACACACACUCCCCAAAGGAUGAGUGACAACCGUGGUCUCCUGGGCCAGCUCCUCCGGCAGGGGCCCGUGUGCAAUAUCUGGAAGCAGGAUGUGGAAGGGGCUGUCUACCACCUGGCCAACUGCUUUUUGCUUCUGGGUUUCAUGGGGGGCAGCGGGGUGUUCGGUUGCUUCUAUGUCUUUGGGUUCCUGGGCACAGGCUACCUGUGCUGUGUGUUGUGGGGCUGGUUGGACACCUGUGGCCUGGACAUCGUCCUCUGGAGCUGCCUGCUGGCCGGGGCCUGCCUGUUCCAGCUGGUCUACCUGCUCUAUCGCCUGCGCCAGAACAGGCUCUCUGACGAGUUCGAUCGCCUCUACAGGACUCUGUACCUGCCCCUGCAGGUACCCCUGCAGGCCUACAGAGAGAUUGUUUACUGCUGUAAGGAGCAGGUCUUGACUCUGGCUGCCGAGCAGACCUAUGCUGUGGAGGGCGAGACGCCCAUCGACUGCCUGUCCCUGCUGCUCUCGGGCCGGGUUCGUGUGAGCCAGGACGGGCAGUUUCUGCAUUACAUCUUUCCUUACCAGUUCAUGGACUCUCCCGAGUGGGAAUCGCUGCAGCCCUCUGAGGAGGGGAUGUUCCAGGUCACCCUAACUGCUGAGACUGAAUGUAGCUACAUCUCCUGGCCCCGAAAAAGCCUCCAAGUUCUUCUGAGGAAAGAUCGGUACAUCUCCCGCCUCUUUGCUGCCCUGCUGGGCUAUGACAUCUCGGAGAAGCUCUAUGCCGUCAACCACAAGGUCUUCUCCAAGUUUGCCAUGCGCUUCGACAUCCGGCUGCCUAGUCUCUAUCGCGUCCUGGGUCCCACAGCCCAGGACGCAGCCGCGGACGCAGCCCAGGACGCAGGGCCCGAGCCGGAGAAGGAAAAUGAGGGACUCCAGGAGCCCUCCAGGAUCCCGCCUCCAGCUGCUCUCACCUCCGUCCAAGAAAACACCCCGAGAGUGCCCCCUCCCGCAGCCACUGGCGCCCCAACACCUCGUUCCCCAGUGUGGGUCCCCAGGCCCAGGAGUGGCGUUCUGAGCGAUGACUCUACCAGCCUGGUGCUGGAGGAUUUUGCAGAGGUGUCCGAGUCGGAGUCGUUCAUGGACUACCGCAGCGAUGGGGAGUACAUGAGGUGAGGGGAGCCGACCUGGAGCCCCGCUUUUAGAAUUCCUCUCCAGAACUUCUUCCAAGUUAUGACAAGCCCCCGUGGCUCCAGCCCACACUUGUGGACUCUGGGGAUCAAUGCUUUGUCUUUUCUCUGGCCAUGUUAAUAUUCACAGAAUUGUCAUUGUCUGCACAGCUGGCUUCUCCACAGAAAGGCUCCCAG